AUGAUUUUCUUCCUUAUCCCUUUAUUCAAAUCACUUGAAAAUUUCCCGGUAUAUCCUCAGCCUACAUGCGCAACGAAUUUCUCUUUCAACACAUAUACUUAUGCAUGCCAAGCCAAAUGGAUAAAUCCUGCAAGCGCAGUCUACAAUGCAGAUACACAAGAAUUUUCUUGCUCAGAUAGUACAUAUGCUGUAUUAUUCGAAGAUGGUGACCAAGUUUGUAAAUCUGUUGAUGACAUUGAUACAACUAAAUAUACAGAGAUUACAUUCCAUAAGUUAUACUACAACAAUGAUCUUAUAAGUGAUUUUGCAGCAGGUGAUAUUAAUACAACGUAUUUAAGCAAAUUAAAGAUAAACUAUGCGAUUUGCAAAUCAGUUCAAUUACAACCACACAGAUCCUGCCAAGUAAUUGCAAAUUACUACGCAUCAGUUGGAUAUAAAGAGACUGACAAAGCAUACACAACAUAUACUAAUCUAUUUAACCCAAGUACAAAAUCUGGUGGCCUUUAUGGCUAUUCUUAUUGGCUUAGAGGUAUCCCGUGGGUUUCAUAUCCAUCAUCUAUUGGCCAAGUCGAUGACAAUGACCUUAUAUCGACAACUUUCGAAUACAAAGACGUUCUUACUUUUAUUUUAGCCAGGUAUGAUGAAGAUGGUAAUUUUAUGGGUUACAAGAAGAUGACAGAUAAUUUCGUUUAUUGUGGUGGAAACAACAACGUAACACAAAUUUGGAGAGUUAUUGGAAGUAAUUAUGAGAGUAAAUGCAGUCUAAACAUCACCGAAAUGAACUAUCAAGACAACCAUUACAUGUAUGAGCCAUUCUUCCUUGAUAAUAACGUAUUGAGACCUGUUCCAAUUAUGAUUACAGGUCAAUCAACGAAUAGACCAUAUCGUAGGUUCUUUAUUACAGCAGAUUAUCUUUUAAACAAUAAGAUUAGAUAUGCUUCUUCAAUCAAACUUACAAUAACUUUAAAGGAUGGAUCAAAAGAUGAAAUUUUACCUCCUUUAUUUGAAAUUAAUUACACAACAGUACUCUCAACAACAACUUCAACUCAUCCAUUUGAGUUUUCAACCACCUAUACUGAGACAUUUACGAAAUUCUGGAGAUCAGUUAUUAUUGUUUCGGCAGUUUUCGGUGCUCUUGCAUUUGCAUACUUCCUUUUCAAGGCUUUCACAUAUGUUCAACAUUUCGGUGAAGAUGGAAUUGAUGGAAAUGUUAUUCUUGGCAUUUUUGGAGAAAUUUUACAUAUUUCCGGCGUUUUAUUGUUUUUCAUCGUCUUCGUUUUCUCAUUCUACCUUCUCUGCUUCUUCAAAUGGCAGAAAAGCCUCUUCAUGUUUUUACCAGAUAUCAGCGAUUUAAAGAACCUCACAAUUAUGCAAUGGGUUGCAUUCGGAUGUGUUGCUGUAUCUGUUAUAGUGAAGAUUAUCAAGACAGCUCGUACAGAUGUCUUCUUAAUUGACUGGGAAACACCUCGAGAGAAAGGUUUCCCUGUUUCUUCAUGGAGAAGACUCAUGAUAUCGAAUGAGUGGGUCAGAUUAUUCACAAUUAGAUCAUAUAGUGUUCCUUUGACUUUAAUAAUUUUAUUAUUUAUUCUCACAGGUUUCAAGACAAACUUAAUGGCCAUGCCAAUACCAUAUACAUUAUUAGUUGAUCUCGGAAUCCCAUACAAAAUCCUGAUUUUCGCAUAUACAUCUUUCUUAUGGCUAUUAUUCAUGCUUGCCCAAUGGAUUUUUAACACUUUUAUUAGAUGGGGUAUUCUAAGAAAUCCAUUCUGCAACUUCCUCGAUCUUUGCGCCAUGUCAAAUUGUUCUGUAAUUAUAAUGGUUUCAAAUAGUUACGGAUAUUACUUACAUGGCCGCUCAGUUCAUGUACAUGCUGAUGAAAACAUGAUUGCUCUUCAUAACCAGUUAGCUUCUGAAGCGGAAGGCUCUGUUGGCUUAAGAGGUUUAGUUUCAGGAACAACCGACCAAGUAUUUGAGAUCUAUUUAACACAAGGAUUCAGAGCCGCUUUCAGACAGACAUACGAUUCAGUUCAGAGUGUUGUAAGGCCACGAGCUCUUGCAGGAGAAAAGAACAUCACAUGGGCAUCAGUUUCUCUUGAAGCUCUUCAAUCUUAUGACCAUUUGAACCAGUUCUUACAGAAAUUCAUCAGCGAUGAAACAAAUUACGAAGUCAGACCAGCACCUUUCUCUCAACAAGCACUUGGAAUUGCUCCAGCUGUUAAGGACAAGAGUGUCUUUUUAGUCGAAAGAGAUAUUUCUUUCAAGAAUUCAAUGCUUGCAGGAAUUGAAUGGACUUUAAUGAUAUUUUAUGUCCUUCUUUUCGCAGGAAUUGAGUCAGAAACAAACUCUCCACCAAUUGCUGCUUUCGUAACAUUCCUUGUUGAUCUUAUUAUUGUGAAAUUGACAAGAAAUCGCGGAAGAUCUAAUGCUGCUAAGAAAUCUCUUAUCGAUAAUAGAUUUAUUUUGUCAUAA
Trichomonas vaginalis G3 is the source of this 2469-nucleotide messenger RNA. Its product is annotated as Meckel-Gruber Syndrome (MKS)-like protein family. Gene Ontology annotation, biological process: cilium assembly. The record is from RefSeq and is a predicted model, not a curated record. Gene Ontology annotation, cellular component: MKS complex; ciliary transition zone. Lineage: Eukaryota; Parabasalia; Trichomonadida; Trichomonadidae. The transcript has a single exon. The coding region runs from base 1 to 2469 and encodes 822 amino acids.